AUGGGGAGAUUACUAACAAAGGGUCUCUCCACAAGCCCCUGGCCUGAGUCCAACUGGACUGCCCCACGGGAGUUCAUAAUCCUGGGCUUCUCUGGGUGGCCCCCGAGCCUGCGAGUGCUGCUCUUCGGCCUGCUCCUGCCGCUCUACCUGGCCACCCUGGCAGGGAACCUGCUCAUCCUGGGCCUGGCCCUGGCCGCGCCCACGCUGCGCACACCCAUGUACUUCUUCCUGGGUGCACUGUCAGCCGUGGAGGUAGCCUACACCCUGGCGCUCACCCCACGCAUGCUGGCUGGCUUCCUCCUGCCUCCUGGGGGCCAGGCUGUGGCCCCCUCCACUUGUGCUGCCCAGAUGGGCCUUUUUGUGGCUCUGGGUGGCUCUGAGUGCCUGCUGCUGGCCGCCAUGGCCCUGGACCGCUACCUGGCCAUCUGCCACCCACUGUACUACCCUCAGCUAAUGACCGCAGGGCUCUGCUGGGUCCUUCUGGCCUGCAGCUGCACGGGCGGCUCAGUCUUGGCUGUAGGCCUCACCAGCGCCAUCUUCCAGCUCCCCUUCUGCCAUGGUGGCCUUGUCAACCACGUCUUCUGUGACCUCCCAGCUGUGCUGGUGCUGGCCUGUGGGAACCGGAAACUGCAGGAGUACGUGCUCCUGGUGGCCUGCCUGUUGCUGCUGGUGCUGCCGCUGUUCCUGAUACUGCUCUCCUAUACCAGGGUGCUUGUGGUCAUCCUGGGGGUUGGGGAUGCUGCAGGCCGGCGCAAAGCCUUCAACACAGUGGCAUCCCAUCUCACGGUGGCCGUGCUGCACUACGGCUGCGCCACGGCCAUGUACUCCAGGCCCCUGAGCAGCCGCUCCCUGGAGGAGGACAAGCUGGUGUCGCUCAUCUAUAUCAACCUCACCCCGUUGCUGUACCCAGCCAUUUACACACUGCGCAACCGGGACAUGCAGGGAGCCCUGCAGCGAGCCAUCAGCCAGAGGACAUCAGGGACGGCCCACCAGGCUAAGCUUACCUAA
Messenger RNA from Fukomys damarensis (Damara mole-rat), 1008 nucleotides. Its product is annotated as olfactory receptor 10AC1. Gene Ontology annotation, molecular function: G protein-coupled receptor activity; olfactory receptor activity. The coding region runs from base 1 to 1008 and encodes 335 amino acids. NCBI's taxonomy places the organism in Eukaryota, Metazoa, Chordata, Mammalia, Rodentia, Bathyergidae. The transcript has 2 exons. Gene Ontology annotation, cellular component: membrane. The record is from RefSeq and is a predicted model, not a curated record. Gene Ontology annotation, biological process: G protein-coupled receptor signaling pathway.